Molecule: messenger RNA, 438 nt
Organism: Rangifer tarandus platyrhynchus (Svalbard reindeer)
Lineage: Eukaryota; Metazoa; Chordata; Mammalia; Artiodactyla; Cervidae
Source: the annotation of a GenBank genome assembly
AUGACGAACCCGGCUCUAGCGCUCAGGCCUCCCUCUCACGACCGCAGCCCGCCCCGCCUCGCGGUGACGCACUCACCGCAGCGUUCUGGAACUUUCAUUCUCGCCCCCGCUCUCCGAAUGGCCCCGGGGAAAGGGAGGGUGGGGCCGACGGAGCCCGCGCGCGGGAGUCCUCAGUCACCCCUGGCGGAGGGCUGCGGUGGGGAGGAAGGGCGCGUCUGCCCCUGCGCAUGCGUCCCCAGAAAGCGCAGGCGGAAGGGACGGAAGGAGGGGGAGGAAGCGGGGCGGGCCAAUCUGGAUCCAGCCAAUAAGAGCAGAGCGACCCGCAAUCCCGCUCAUGCGGAACCACAGGAGCUAGAGCGCAGGGCCUGCAGGGAGGGGUCCGGCCGCGGGAGCCGGGGAGAGAAGACGGAAGUGGAGCGAGGACAAAAUGGCGGCUAA